Zingiber officinale is the source of this 1335-nucleotide messenger RNA. Its product is annotated as trihelix transcription factor ASIL1-like. NCBI's taxonomy places the organism in Eukaryota, Viridiplantae, Streptophyta, Magnoliopsida, Zingiberales, Zingiberaceae. The transcript has 2 exons. Gene Ontology annotation, molecular function: transcription cis-regulatory region binding. The record is from RefSeq and is a predicted model, not a curated record. Gene Ontology annotation, cellular component: nucleus. The coding region runs from base 178 to 1068 and encodes 296 amino acids.
CACCCUCCAACAUUCGACACGUGUCCCACAGGCUCCCCCGCCCUUAAGCCGGAGCCUUCCGCCUCUUUUAUCAAUGUCUUAUUCAUCCUCAAGCCUAACCCUAACGCCGACCAUCGUCAAUCUAUAGCGAUCCUAUUUCCAGCGCCGGCAGAGAUAGAGAGAGACGAGGAGGAUUCGAUGAUGGAGAAGAGGGAGGCCUCGGCGACGAGGCCGCCGAACCCAGCGAUGCCGUACCGAGAGGACUGCUGGAGCGAGGGCGAGACGUCCGCCCUCGUCGACGCCUGGGGAGACCGCUAUAUUGAGCUCAACCGUGGGAACCUCCGCCAGAAACAGUGGCAGGAGGUCGCCGACGCAGUCAACUCCCGCCGCGGCGCCGGUCGCAGGCCUCCCCGCACCGAUGUCCAGUGCAAGAACCGGAUCGACACGUUGAAGAAGAAGUACAAGGUCGAGAAGUCCCGGGUCGCCGACGGCUCCGAGAGCCAGUGGCCCUUCUUCUCCCGGCUCGACUCGCUCGUUGGAUCUGCGCCGCCUCCAUCCUCGAAGAAGCAAUCCGUCUCGCCGCCGCUUGCUCUGGCUCUCCCUUUUCAUCGGAAAGCUUCCUCCUUGCCAGUCGCCUCCGCGGUGCGACCGACAGAGACGAAGAAGAAGCGUACGGCAGUGGCCUCUUCUGCCGUAGACAACCCUUUCUUUAGGCGCGCUGCUGCGGCGGCCGCAGCUGCUGCAGAAGACGAUGAGGAUGUCGAUGAGGAGGAGGAAGAAGAGGAGGAGGAGGAGGAGGGAUCUGGCUCUCUAUCGAGGUCAUCUUCACGGUCUGGAAGAGGGUUGAAAAGGGAGAGGGAAGAAGAAGGCAGCGGGAUUCGAGAACUGGCUAAGGCAAUCAUGAAAUUUGCGGAGAUAUAUGAGAGAGUGGAGGAGUCAAAGCAGAGACAGACGAUAGAGUUGGAAAAGCAGCGGAUGGAGUUUGCUAAGGCGUUGGAGUUCCAAAAGAUGCAGAUCGUCGUGGAUUCACAGGUGCAGCUUGCGAAGAUUAAGCGGGCAAAGCGAUCUGAUACUGACAGUUACUCCUAGCUGGCUAAUUGAAGAGGAAAGAAAAUGUUGGUGCACUGGGACUACUGCCUUUCAAGAAGCAUUGUAGCUGGUUCGUCAUAGGUUAUUAGCAAGCAGUCGAAGAUGAACAAACUUGCUCGCCACUCAACUUAGCAAAACAAUUAUAUGUAUAUCCAGAUUAGGUUAUUUCAUAGCGUGUUUACUUUGAGGAGGAUAUUAUUAUAUUUUUCAUUUCCCGUCUAUGUAAACAUUGUCAGUGUUACCAACGAGUUGGAAGUCCUUCGCUUA